This is a messenger RNA of Rodentolepis nana, 2196 nucleotides long. The record is from the annotation of a GenBank genome assembly. NCBI's taxonomy places the organism in Eukaryota, Metazoa, Platyhelminthes, Cestoda, Cyclophyllidea, Hymenolepididae.
AUGGAAAAUGCUUGCCAAGACAGUGAAUUUUCCUUUGGAGUAUCUUUGAUUGACCGUUUAACGGACAAGGCAGGUAUCACCACGAGUGCUUUUGCCGACUCAACCAAACUUCGGACUUAUUUCCUUAAGUCUUUAAGUGAUCUUCAAAACGCUCGAAUGAAGUUAAUAUCGGAGGCCGCACGACUUGAAGUACAAUGUCGGAAAGAAAAUGAUGAGUUUCUUAACAAAAUAAGAAAAUUAAGUAGCCAACUAUCUGAUGCUAGUAAAACGUUCAAAGACCUUGACACCAAGAUAAAUGUUGUGUCUGGUAAGAUCAUUCAUCUUGGAGAUCAACUUGAGCGACGUAAUGUGCCUCGUGAGAGCCUCAAAGAAGCUCGUCAACUAAUCCUCGAAUUUUCGAAAUUCCUUGGCGCAGGUGGGGGAACUUUCGCAAAUAUUUCUGUCACUCCUCAGGCUGAUGAAUCAAAACUUGUUGAAAAGACAGCGAAUAUGCGAGCUCUCAGCGCACUUUGUUUGGAGCUUCCAGAUGAUGAGCGGUUCUUGGUAGCUAAGCAACGAAUAACAAUUGCUAGUCAAAAUCUUGAGAACCUGCUAGUCAAGUGGUUUAGGCACAAUUUUGCUGCUGAGAAUGAUGAUAUGAUGCGGCGAAUUGCAGACGUCCUCUCGUAUUCACGAAGUCAGUCGGGGUGUGUAGAGGUUUUUAUCGAUGAAUUUCUCAAGUGUCUUCCUUCAGAUUUGGGUGACCUUACUAUGCUACCUGAUAUUCUUUCGCAAACGGAGGCAAAAAUUAUCCGAAUUUUCAGACGACCAGAUAGUGUUGUUAUACAUCUAAUUCAGGCCCUCUUUUAUCGUAAUUUAAAGGCCCAUUUUCAAUCCAAAGUUUCUCUGGACAUGCCCACCGACGCGUUUCUCACUAAUCUUUAUACUGAAUAUAGCAACUUGGAUCGCCUCGUUUUCCAACUUAUUGAUCGUCUUCAGUUACUUUCGGACGAGUCCCAACUCUACAAGUUGCUAGGUAUCUUAGCGGAUGAUGUUCUCUCUGUUUACCAAUUUCGAGAAAUCAGUUGGCUCAACGAUCAUCUUCGGAGUCAACUCGCUUCCUAUUAUGUCUCUCAAAACCACCAAAAAAAAUCAGUAAACUCUUCCGGGUUCUCAGAGUUGAAAAAUGCAGUUCAAAACCGCUUACAUAUCACCAGUGGUAGCGGAAGUGGUCGGGAAUCUCCUACAAAUGAGUUGCUUCUCUCACAAGAAGUUGCUGUCAACAUGUUGGAUGAUGUUCGGCAAUCAACUAAACGAUGCAUGAUGUUAACCAAGCCCGAAGAUCGACCAUCAAUCGGUCUGAAGAUGCUGGACAUGCUAGUUCGCUACUUAAUCAAUGAACAUAUUGAUUACGGAAUCAGUAUGGCCUUGCAAGUUUUGAACAGUGGGGAUCCAAAGUACACUGAUCCAACUUUCACCUUCUUUGCGGCCGUAAAUGAGAGCACUACUCUUUUUGGCUUCUUUGAUAAAGCCGUCAGUGAAUUCAUUGGACCUCUUCUUUCAGGAAGCCUAAAACAAUUGCAAGUUUGCCAAUCAAGACGUCAGCAACUAAAAUGUCGAUUGGAGGAAAAGCUCUCCAUGGGUUUAGAGCAGUGCUUAACUUUAGCUUUGACGAGGAUCCAGCUAAUACUUUCCAAUGAACAACGGAAGGCGGACUUUAAGACUGAUUUACUCCCAUCUAAUUCGUCUAUGGUGAAUCCUGGAGUGGGCUCUGAGAUGUCUGCAUGCUCUCCGGCAUGUCAAGAUGUUUGCAGAUUCCUUAGAAAGGUGAUUGAUAAUGCUCUUCAGAACCUGGACGGUCGUAACCUCUGCACGUUCCUCUCUGAGCUGGGUUUGCGAUUCCACCGUCUUUUGGUCGAUCAUUUUUAUGGCUAUUCCUUCUCAGAUACUGGGGGCUUCGUUGCAAUGCAAGACGUUACAGCCUACAGAGAUACAGCUUGUGGAUGCCAAAGCGCUAAAAUCGACUAUCUGUUCGAUAUUCUUUUAAAAUUAAUGAAUUUAAUGCUGAUCAAACCUCAGAAUGUUCGACAGGUGUGGCAAGACUAUGAACAAUCUGGUAUUCCGAAGGAGCUUCUUGCGAGCUUUAUCUCCCUCCGAUCGGAUUACAAACCGAAGCUUCAAUCGGAAGUCAAACGAUUCUUGGAAGCUACGAGAUGA